Messenger RNA from Rhipicephalus sanguineus (brown dog tick), 1215 nucleotides. RefSeq names its product acetylcholinesterase-like. Bases 1 to 1215 code for a protein of 404 amino acids. The transcript has 4 exons. Gene Ontology annotation, biological process: acetylcholine catabolic process; choline metabolic process. The record is from RefSeq and is a predicted model, not a curated record. Gene Ontology annotation, cellular component: plasma membrane. Gene Ontology annotation, molecular function: acetylcholinesterase activity. NCBI's taxonomy places the organism in Eukaryota, Metazoa, Arthropoda, Arachnida, Ixodida, Ixodidae.
AUGGACCUGUGGCCUCUCCUCAAGAUCGAGAAGUUGCUGGGCGAGCUUCAUUCGGAAAGCCAGCUGGUCGAAUUUGGCGGCGGGGGUACGUAUGCCUUCUACGGGGGCCGUCAAGCAGCUGCACUAUGGGACGCCGUCGUGGUCGUGCCCGCGUACAGGGUGAGCGCCUUCGGUUUCCUCAACAUGCUCGUGCACGAGGCGCCCGGCAACGUCGGCCUGCUCGAUCAGGCGCUUGCCAUCCGAUGGGUGCACAGGUACAUCCACCAUUUCGGUGGCGACAACCAACGCAUCACAUUGCUGGGCCAGGACGCUGGCGCCACAUCCAUCGGCUACCACCUGGCACGCAACGACACGCCGCCUAUACAACGCGCCAUACUAAUGAGCGGCUCGCCUUUCGUGCCGCAGCCCGACAAUGCGGGUCAGCGUGCCCUGCUGAACGGCAACGCACUGGCCGACGUGCUCGGCUGCGGCAGCAGGCGAAGCUUGCAGGACGCCUCGGAGCGACGACGGGUCGUGGAGUGCCUCAGGAAGCGCAGCGCAUACGCCACGGUGUUGGCCGCCGACGAGUUGGCCACCAGCAGCGACACUGUCCUGUUUGGUCCCAGCAAGAACCGCGACUUUCCGUGGAAGUUAGCGAGCGCCGUCCUCUCCGAGACGAUGCUCAAGCGCGUCGACUUCCUAGUGGGCGUCUCCAAGGACGAAGGCACGUCGCACGUAUCCGAAUUGAUGCAGGCGUUCGGCUUAUCUGCCGACCACACCCUGACACCCAGAAGGCUGCUGUCGAUGUUCCUGGCCUUCCUCGAGUCUUACGGCAUCCAAGACGUGGAGUCGGUGUUGCACCACUACGGAUUCGACGAGCCGACCGUCCUGGACGAGACGCUGGGCCUACUGUUCCUGCUGGAGCUGGCCCGUCCCGUGGGCGACUUUCUGAUCUACUGCCCCACACUCUUCUUCCUGGAAGAAGCUGCCAGCGUUGGUGGCAGGGCCUUCUUCUACGAGUUGGCGUACAGUCCGAGCUACAGGACGUGGCCCGCUUGGCAGGGAGUGCCGCAGUUCGUCGAUCUCAUCUUAGCCACGGGUCUCCUGGCCGAGCUGGACGCCUCGGCACGGGACAUGGCGAUCGCCCGGGACUUUUCCAGGAUGUUCGCUGGAUUUGUCCGGAGCGGGUACUACGUUCGAAUCCACAUCUUCGGCCCUCUUCACAAGAGGCUCUGA